AUGGCACAAGAUCUGGACGUCAAGUCGGCGCUGCGCUUCAACAUGCGCAGGAACCGACUUGCAGAGUGCUUGACUGCGGAUGCUUUGAUUGCUGCAGGCUCGGCAACAUUGGUCACCCCUUCGGUCAUGAUCCUGGAUCGCCUCGUGGUUGAAAAGUCAUCUCACAACCAACCUCUUCUCCCCGCAUUCCGCAGGCAUCUAUGGGCCUCCAUCACGCAGCCUGCGACUUUCCUUACGUCCCGACCCAGCUUGCUAGUUUGGUCCCUUUACGCUGCGACCUUUGCAACGGCAAAUGCCACCGAGACCAUCCUCGAGCGGGUAUACCCUCAUGUCGAUCAAGCUAUCGCGGGUGCUAGCACGUUCCUUUCCACAUUUGUCGUCAACUCCUCAGUCGGCAUUUGGAAGGACAUCAAGUUCGCUCAGCUGUUCGGCCACAAACACACCACACCUCCUAACCCUAAGUCGUCCACGGCCUCAGCCACCUCCCCACCCUCACAGAGCAAGAUCCUCCGCUCCGUGAGCCGAUCCAUCCCCGUAUCGACCUAUUCCGCAUUUCUUAUCCGCGACGGCCUCACGAUCUUCGGCUCCUUCAGUCUCCCCGCCAUGGUCUCGGCCUCUAUCCCGGACUCCGUCGCCUCUGCUGGAUACCUCAAGAUCCUUAUCGCGCAACUCGCCAUUCCCGCAUCCAUCCAACUCAUCAGCACCCCCAUCCACCUCCUCGGUCUAGACCUCUACAACCGCCCCACGCCCCUCCCCGCCCAAGACCGUCUGUCCAGAGUCAGCCGGGACUGGAUUGGCGCAUCCCUCACUCGCAUGUGUCGCAUCAUCCCAGCGUUCGGACUCGGCGGGUUCGUGAACACGGAAGGCCGGGCCUACCUUCACGAUAAACUGCGGCGGUGCGGGGAGGAGUGA
Aspergillus steynii IBT 23096 is the source of this 912-nucleotide messenger RNA. RefSeq lists its product as uncharacterized. The transcript has 2 exons. The record is from RefSeq and is a predicted model, not a curated record. Bases 1 to 912 code for a protein of 303 amino acids. Gene Ontology annotation, cellular component: mitochondrion. NCBI's taxonomy places the organism in Eukaryota, Fungi, Ascomycota, Eurotiomycetes, Eurotiales, Aspergillaceae.